This is a messenger RNA of Triticum turgidum subsp. durum (durum wheat), 1974 nucleotides long. Lineage: Eukaryota; Viridiplantae; Streptophyta; Magnoliopsida; Poales; Poaceae. The record is from the annotation of a GenBank genome assembly.
AUGUCGGGCCACCUCGAUCGCCUCGCGCGCCCAGUCUCAGGUUUUGAAGGUUGUUCAAGUCACGAUGACAGGAGAUCAUAUGAGAGGAGAUCAGAUUUUGAAAUCUCUGAAGAUGAAAAGAAGACAAGAAUGGGCUCUUUGAAGAAGAAAGCUAUAGAUGCAUCGAGUAAGCUUAGGCAUUCCUUAAAGAAAAAGAACAGGAGGAAGAGUGGCAGUCGGGUUCUCUCUGUGUCUAUUGAAGAUGUGCGUGAUCUAGGGGAACUGGAAGAGGUAGAAGCAUUUAGACAGGCGCUAAUUUUGGACGAAUUGUUGCCUUCAAGGCAUGAUGACUAUCAUAUGCUGCUGAGAUUCUUAAAGGCAAGGAAAUUUGACAUCGAGAAAGCAAAGCAAAUGUGGACUGACAUGCUUCAAUGGAGGAAGGAAUAUGGUACUGAUACAAUUGUUGAGGAUUUUGAUUACACUGAGUUGGACACUGUUCUGGAAUACUAUCCUCAUGGUUAUCAUGGCGUUGACAAAGAGGGGAGACCUGUUUAUAUCGAAAGGCUUGGAAAGGUCGACCCUAACAAGCUUAUGAAUGUGACAACUAUGGACAGAUAUGUAAGGUACCAUGUGAAGGAAUUUGAGAGGAGCUUCUUGAUCAAAUUUCCAGCAUGCUCUCUUGCGGCUAAAAGACACAUCAAUUCGAGCACAACAAUUCUGGAUGUUCAGGGUGUGGGUUUGAAAAAUUUCAGCAAAACUGCACGCGAAUUAAUUAUGCGACUGCAGAAAGUUGACAACGAUAACUACCCUGAGACUUUACACCAAAUGUUUAUAGUCAAUGCUGGCCCGGGCUUUCGGAUGCUAUGGAGCACCGUGAAAUCUUUCCUUGACCCAAAAACCACUUCCAAGAUACAUGUACUUGGGAACAAGUGUCAAAGUAAGCUACUUGAAAUAAUUGAUGCUAGUGAAUUGCCAGAAUUUCUUGGUGGCACUUGUACCUGUCCUGAAUAUGGAGGGUGCCUCAAAGCUGAAAAAGGGCCAUGGAAGGAUGCAAACAUACUGAAGAAAGUCCUUAAUGGCGAGGCUCAGUGUGCUCGGCAGAUUGUAACUGUUUCCAAUGGGACGGAAACUAUUAUUUCUUAUCCCAAGUCUAAGUACCAAAUGGUACGUGGAAGUGAUACAUCAACUGCAGAGUCUGGAUCUGAAGCGGAAGAUGUAACUUCCCCCAAAGCUCUAAGAAGUUACAUCUCCCAUCCUAAGUUGACCCCAGUUCGUGAAGAGGUCAAGAUGAUCAGGGCCACUAGCUUUUCUACCCGUAUGCCUGAAUAUGAUGUUCCUGUUGUUGACAAAGCAGUGGAUGCAACAUGGAAGAGAGAACUGCCUCGGAAGGCGCCUGUCCUGCCCAAAGACUCUUCUUUGGCUACCACCACAAAGGCAUCCAACAGGUCUUUGGAUCAGAUUAUUCCAGCUCUGAUGGCUUUUGUGAUUGCUAUUGUAACGCUGCUUCGCUCAGUUAAAGAUGUUGCGACAAAGAGAUUGCCAGAUAAAAACGAGUCAGACGAACAAAGUUCUGCAGUAUAUCAAGACUGCAUUCCAAAAGAGGAGUUCCGCCCCCCGUCGCCAGGUCCUGGGUUUGCUGAAUCUGACCUGUUCUCGUUAGUCUUGCAAAGGCUGGCAGAGCUUGAAGCGAAGGUUCAUGCGCUUGAAGCAAAACCUUCUGAAAUGCCUUGCGAGAAAGAAGAGCUGCUUAAUGCCGCUGUCCGCCGCGUGGAUGCACUGGAAGCCGAACUCAUUGUAACAAAGAAGGCCCUGCACGAGGCUCUUAUCAGGCAAGAGGAACUACUUGCUUAUGUGGACAGGAAGACAAUUGCCAAGGCCCAGAAAAGAAGAAGAAGCCGAUGUCUUGCUACUAGGACACAAGGAGAGAGAGAGAGAGAGCCCCCUUUGGUUCCAGUUUUCUUUUCUCUGAGAUGCCGGAGAUGGCGUUUGAGAUGA